Messenger RNA from Xyrichtys novacula (pearly razorfish), 7128 nucleotides. The record is from the annotation of a GenBank genome assembly. NCBI's taxonomy places the organism in Eukaryota, Metazoa, Chordata, Actinopteri, Labriformes, Labridae.
GUAAGGAGGGGAAAUGUGCGUUCUGAAAAACAGGUUACUGUGUUGGGCUCCGUUACUCGGGCUCGUGGCUCCGCUCCGGUAUGGCCCCCAGCUGCGUGGGGAGGUGCGCGCUGCUCUUCUUCCUCGCCGUGGUUUUUGAUGCGGCUGGAUUAGCGGUGCUGCUGGUCGGGAUUUUCGGGAAUUUGAGCCGGGACGGCCGCUUCUAUGGAGACUUUCUGAUUUACACGGGCUCCGUCAUCAUCUUCCUCAGCCUGGUGUGGUGGGUGCUGUGGUACACCGGGAACGUGCCACUGUACGCCGAAGAAAGGACAGGCUCCCUGGAUAUCAACUUUUCGCACUGGGCAAGGAAGCUGUCUGAGAGGCUCUCCAAAGGCGGUAUGAAGUCCGUGGAAGCCGGGGAGGUGGUGAAGAAGAGUCCGGGGAAUGGGAAGGACAUGAACGGGACUGUGCGUUCUUCUGCCCCGGCUCGGAUUACCUGGGAGGACGGCAGUGGCAGCAUUCGGACCGUGUCAGGGCACUACAACUCCGGGUUUGAAGGAUGGACUGAGUACGCGUCCUCAGUGGAGAAAAACGUGGAGUUGGGGGUGCUGAAGAGCUCGGACGUGGCUCUGCAGGCAGACAGAGCUGAGAGGCUUCUCUGACAGAGGUGUGUGGGCUAUUUAACAGAGUCUGAGGUAACUUCUCCAAAAGUAAGAGUUUGCAAACUUUAAACCACCUGUAACUUCAAACUGGAAGAAGUAAAACUCUAGUGAGAAGAAGGAACUCACUCACGAUUUAUGAUAAUCUAAAUGAGAAGGUUACUGCUUAGUUUAAGGUCAAAUUACUAAUAUAUUUCAAAAUUUCAGCCUCAUAAGUUCUAUUUCUUGAUCAAAUUACCCACCGAUUCACAUCAGCCAUAAAAAAACAAGCUUUACUUACAAGAAGCUUUACUUACCAAGCUUCUUGAGUAAGUGUGAGCACUGUCUUUGAAUAAUGUUGUAGGCUAGAUCAGUGUGUUCACCUGUCAGGCUCCUUCCUGCUUUUAAAGCUCCCAAGACUAGUAAAAGCACUCCCCACUGAGCAUUUUUUGGUCCAAAAGAGGUCUAAUAGACGUCUAAAUGUAGCCUAGAUGACUGGUCUAAAAUCAGGCUACCACAGGUCUAAAAAUGAAAGCUUUAUGGACGUCUGAAUUUAGAUCAAGUCUAAAUCUGGGCUAUAUCCAUACUACAAUGUAUAUUGCUUAACGGUUAUCACAAUAAUUUUGGUUAAGUACUUGGAGAUCAGUUUUGCAACUCACAGUUGCUUUUUUAAAUAAAUAGUUAUCGAAUAAUGGGUUAAAGUGCAACGUCUAAAUUAGAUCUAAAAAUACUAGACGUCUAAUGGUCUAUUGCUCAGUGGGUAAACUCAUAAUAAAAUGUGUGCCAUUGACACAUAAGUCUGAAGUUCGUCCACACAGAAACUCCUAAGAAAUCAGUAAAAGACUUGAGAAAGAAUUUGAUUGGUAAUGGCAUUGGUAUCAAUAACACUCUUAUUGAUUACCAUCUCUAGACCUUGUAAUGCAAGUGGACCUCAACUUUCUCGCUGUUCUAUGAAACAAGACAUUUCCCAAGUCCACAACACAAACUGGAGAGUUUAUCUGGAUAAAAAACAAGGUUGCAUCACCUAGUAUAUUCAGUCCAUUCUCUUUUCUUUUGAACAACCAGUUUUCCAGGAUUUGACCCCGUCCACUCGCUCUAAUAUGAUCAGAUUACUUCUAAAAUUCAGCUCCUCCCUCUCAGAGGAAUAAAACACGGCCACUCCUGGUCUCAGAGUACGAACACUGUGAUGGCCAAAAUGCUGAUCUUAAAGGUAGUUGACAGUUAUUUACAGUCAGUGGCGUGAUUUCAGGUGGUUCUUAUCCCCCAUUGUGCUAGUAUUUCAUCACCUGAGGCUGCCUUCACGUCCCACCUGUCUGGAGUCUGUUAUUGUCGCCUGCUUUCUGCCGUUGAGACUUUUAAAUCCCCCUCUAACCCUCCUGACACUUCCACCUGUGGUUUUGUGAAACUGUUUGAUCCCGCUGAAGUCUGAGCCCAUGGACCCAACAAACAAUCCUAAUUGAGAUCCAUAAAUAUUCAGCGCAUCGCCCUGCGUUCACCCCGCUUGUCACUCUGCUGUUGUUGUGUUCAUCAUUAGCUGCUGGCUGCCACAACUGUAACUCUUUCAUCAUCACUGCUGGCGUCCUAUAGCAGCCCUUUUACCUUAGCUCUGACCCCCACAUUAUUGUCACUGAUCAGAUGACACCCACAGUGAAGCCCCAAACGCCACCCUGACCCCCAUCAGGACCCUGUCUGCUCAUGCGUUUCUGUAAUAAUGGUAAUUUUUUCUUUCCUUGGCCGCGGUGAAAAGAUCUUCAGUGGCCUGUGGCAGCUUUUAAUUUAUGAGCCCGUCCGUUUCUGCUCACCUUCACACUCCUGCAUUAUUUUAGCCGUCAGUUUGCUUGUAACCGCGCAGCGAGCCAGACAUGCUCUGGGCCAAAAGGCGCAAUUGCAUUCUAAUGGAAGUGAACAGUGCGUAUUGAUCCGCUGGAUUGGAGUGCAGGAGUUUUUAAGGUAUUCAAAUGCAGCAGGGAUCAUUUAAAGUCUGCUUCAUGCUCACACCCUCCUCCCACUAGUUCCAGGUAGUUAACUUUAAUGGACCCAGGCCUGAUUCCCAUAAUAUCUAAUCCAGAUAAUGAUCCUUAGAUAUGGGACUGUUGGGUCAAGAGCAAACACUGCAUAUUGAACAAAGAGGCAGCUCCUGUACUGUCAAAUAACUGUGUGUAAGGUGAGACAAACAAUCUAUGGGAGCUUCUGAGGUCAUUGCUGAUAUUGUUUCACAUACCGGUUUCAAAUGACCAUCUUCAGGCCUCCAUCUGAUGACUAUCUAGGGAGAAAAAUAUAUAUAAACAUGCAAGGGAUGGCCCUGAUUCCUGUUUCCCUGACGAGUCGAUCACCGAGUGCAGCGGAUCAUUUCCAUGAAGUAAUAAUCAUCAUAAUAAUCAUUUUGCACUGCAGACACGGUAGUUCUUCUGCCUUAGCAUCUCGGUUGGAUUUCAUUUCCAUGUAAAAAAUGAUCAUAAAUGUUCUUCCUUGAGCUGCGAAACUCCACUGCACUCGUAUAUCGACUCGUCAGGGCUCCCCCACAAACAAGUGGCUGCUAGGGGAGAGUGGGUGAGUUGUGUUUAGUCUCUUUGCUUAUUAAACCAGGCAAAGAUAAAAAGCUGUUUGGUGGCUAGUACUGUGGCUGGGACCCUUUAUGUACUGUUGAUGAAGUUAGGUGCUGUUCUGAACAUUAUUUGUGGCUAUAGAGUGGCUUUUUGGUUGAGGUUUGCGUGUGGAGACGUAAACCACUGUGUGUUGCUUUCAAGCGGUCAUUGCUGAAGUUGGUUUCACUAAAGAAGCAACAUUAAUCAGUUAAGGGGGUGUCUAACUUGGUGUUACAGUGUGUUUGACCCUAACUUAAAUUUACGCCGGAAUAUCCCUUUAAGGAAUGCCAAUUAAUGUUUUUGCAGUUUAAAGGUACAACCCCAAUUUCAAAAGUUGUGCCUUUGUUUAUAGAGAAAAGGUUGAUAAAAACAGAUUUUAAUGGUUUGCAAAUCAUUUGAACCCUGGAUUUAAUUAAAAACAAUGCAAAGCAACACUUCAAAUCUUAGAACUAAAAGGCAAAUAAAUUACUGCGUGGACACCCUGACACUGAAAAAGUUGUGUCAAAAAAGCAGAGAAACAUCUUCUUACUCAUUAGUUUAAUUUGCUACAGGUUAGUGACAUAACUGUGCAUAAUAAUGGCUUUCUGUCGAGGCUGAGUCUCUCAGAGGGAAAGAUGGAAACAGGUUUCUCUACUCUGUGAGAGACUGCGUAGGCAAACAGUUCAAUGAUUUCAGGAUAAUAUUCCUCAUAAUCUCAAAUAAUUUCAGGAUUUUAUCAUCUACAGUAAAUGAUAUUAAUAAAAGAUUCAGAGAAUCUGGGAAAGUCCCUGCAGGAAAGGGACAAGGCCCAAAACCAACCUGGAUGGCCCUGAUCUUGGGCCCUCAGGAAGAACUGCAUACAAAACAGACAGGACUCUGGAGUGGAAAUCACUCAAAAUCACUUUAGAAAACUGUUAUCUGUGAACCAAAGAACAGAUAAAAACCUAUUUCAGAAAAGAAUGGGACAAUAUUUCACUUUCAAAACUCUGAAAACGGAUCUCUUCAGUUUUCAGCAUUUACAAAAGUCUGUUAGAGAAGAGGUGAUACCAGAGAAAGGUAAAUAACCUCCCUGACUCUUAAAACAAUCACAUUUUUCCUUCACAUUAUAUGAUAUCAUGUCUUUGCACAGUUUUCACUGGUGCCCCUCUAGUCUUUUCCAUUUAUGUCCGAAGACUCCUCACAAGAGCUUUAAAUAUAGGAUUUAAAUUAUUUCCAAAGCAGUUGUUAUCAACAUUUUAAGCAGCAUCCUAACUUUUUGGGGGUUUCAGUCGUAAAAAUAUUUAUGUUUGUGUCCAAACUCAUAAGAUAUGUCCUCUUUUAAAGUCUUUUUGUUAUUCGGCCUUUUUUUUUUUUUUUUGGUGGCAAACUAAGACAGUCAAACCUGCUUUAGAUUUAAACGUUAGAGGGAAUUCGGAUACCACACAUGCUUUUAGUGGUUUUUCAAACGAACAAAAACACAGUGUAGGUGGAUGGGAUUAUAUCAGGGAACUUUAUCUUGUUAUUUGUAAAGCUGACUCAUUGUCCAUCAUAAUGAGACAGUAUUUUUUUAUCAGUGGGCCUCCUUCAAUGACAACAGGUCUCCACCUAAAGACAACAUUGAUACUGUAGCAGCUUCAGACUCCGUGUCAUGGGCAAUAAAGUGGCUUAUGAAGGAGUGUUGGGCUUUGUGCUCCUCUGGUUUCAGUUUAAUUUACAGUCCUGUAACAUGGAGAGUAAGGGUUCAAGGUUCAAGUGUGGAUAGCCUGAACUGUACCUGUAUCCAUGUAGUUGUAUAACACAACAUAUGGUGGUUAGACGGCUGUUAUGUGGGGAGGCCUCUGUGUCAACAGUAUAUACAUGGAGUUAAAUCUUUAUUCCUGUGUGCACUUGGAAGAAAAAGCUGAUUAUGUAUAACAGUGCUGUAGUCACCCACACUUAUUAAUUAUGUGGAAAUUGGAACCGAUAGGAAAUUGAAAGCCAGAUUUAUGAUUAGCUCAAUUUUUAAGGUUGCAGAAAGAAAGAACUUUCAAAAAAAAAUUUUCUUUAAGGUAUAACAACAAAUAAAAUCACCAGCUAAAUAUGUAUUUUUUUAGUUGAUAGUGACCGAGCAGAAACCGAAGAGAAGCAAAGAGAAGCUAAGAGAACCACAUUCAUGUUAAACUUACAAAAGUAUGAUUGUGGGUAGACUGGAAUCCGUAUGCCGGAAGGAUGAAUUGCAAGGGAGGUAUUUUUUUCAAUGAAGGGACUCAGUUACAGUCAGAAAAAGUGCGCCGACUUUAAGUACUACAUGAAAUUGGUUGAUACACUGCUUUACUUUGGGUAAUGUUUUGGUAUUUCUUAGUAGGUCAUGAUGCAAUAGAUAGGUCUACAUUUUUUCAUCUGACUAGAUGUCUGCGGGGGCUAUGGAGUUAUUAUUUCAUACUCAUUCUUAACAACCAGGAACAGAAACUCUUCUUUCAGUUUCAAGGGUUGCAUUUAGGUGUUACCUUUACCAACAGGGAGCCAGGGAGGGAUUUAUCGCAGAUAUGUUUUUGAAUAUUAACACAAACAUGUAGCAAGCUAAGCUACACUGUCAAGUAGUUCAGCUUCAUCAAAGCUAUUUUCAUACAUUGUAUUCAUUUAAGAAAUUUAAACUGGUUAUUAGGAUCUAUGCUGCGUUUCAGUUACCUCAGAAGUCGGAUGUCGAAGCUGGGAAUGACGCGACACCCAAGUUGAUGGCGUUCCAGUUAACAAAUUGGAAAACCAAGAUGGACGCCCACAGUCAGCCGUUGUUAGUUGUUGUCUACAAUUGUCAGCUGUCGUUGGCCAUUGUCAGUUGUUGUUAGCGGUUGUUAGUUGUUGUUAGUAGUUGUCAGCUGUUGUUAGUUGUUGUUAGCUUCACCAGUUGUAAACAACGCAUAACCCAGUAUUUUACUCUUACAAACACCAUAGCACCGUGUCCACAGUUAGACGUUGGGCAGUACAACAUAUACCACUUAUUUAAUUUCACCAAAACAAAACUGAAGUGCUAAUAAAUAAAACAUUACAAGAGUUUCACUGUUACUCUUUACUGUUGAUGCGCUGCGCUGCCAUCUUAGAUUAUAACGUUGUCAUCAAGUUAAUCAGGGUUGACGAGGAUCGUCUGAAUUUCUGAGUCGGAACUCCGACUUCAGGGGUGCUUUCCAGAUGUCUUUCCGACUCUGAGCUCGGAAAUACCGACUUCUGAGUACAACUGUAACGUAGCAUCACUACAUUAUAAUUAGUGGUUGUAGUAGUUGAAGUAGAAGUAGUCUAUUGUCCAAUUUAAUUUUAAUUCAAGUCUAUUCUUAUUUCUGUGUGAUAGUGUUAGUUUCUCUGUGACAGUAUCAUUUUAACCUUUGAAUUUAAGCUUAAAUAUUCCUCUUAACCCUUCAACAUUUCAACAUUUCAACUAAUUCUAUUUUUUUCACUCCUUUUGUUCCUAUAUGUCAGUCAGCGUCCUAAAAUGUCAUCGGUGUUAUCCAAGAAAGAAAUCUCACAGAUCUUUUCUUUUUUCCAAAAACUCAUUAACAGAUUCACUCUUCCAGAUAAUUUGCUUAUCUGAUCUUCUCCAACAUCUCACAAGAAGAGGCACAUUUUCAAUCAAAUCAGAUUAAUUUUCAGGGAAUGUGUAAGAAUGACUUCAGCCCAUGUUUAAUCGCCCUUUUCACGUCAUUGUUUUUAACCUCAUUUUAAGCUGUAUAUGAAAUGUUAAGCCAUCUUUCUCUUCUUCUUUUCAGGUGACUGAGGUGCUGAAGGAUGGACUUCCUCCUUUUGCUGCUGAAAACACUGAGCUCAUGAACUGAAGUCACUUUUUGUUUUUAAAUGAAGACCACGUUUCUUAAUCAGGGAAAAGCUCCUCGUCAGAUAGAGGGGCUGUGCACAGAGGAAGAAAAAGUCUUUAACAUGUACAUAGCAAAUCUUUAUUUUUAUGUGCUGAUUUUGCAGAAGAUGUAAAUUAUUUUAUAUGA